AUGACUUCCGUCCCGCAGCGCCACACGUACUAUGGAGCACCCACUUCAAGCUACACCCAAUCCCGCCAGUCUGCAAGCUACAGUUCGCAAAAGCGCAAGCAUGUAACUUUCGGCCCAUAUAUUGUGGGAUCGACGCUUGGAGAGGGUGAGUUUGGAAAGGUGAAGAUGGGGUGGUCUAAAACCUCGAGCUCAUCGAUGGACGUACCAAAGCAAGUGGCUAUCAAGCUAAUCAGGAGAGACACAAUACCAAAGAACUCGGAGAAAGAAGUCAAGAUUUACCGCGAAAUCAAUGCCCUAAAGCACUUGAACCACCCCAAUAUUGUACGGCUGGAAGAGGUACUGCAAAACUCAAAAUACAUUGGGAUCGUCCUCGAAUAUGCUUCAGGUGGAGAAUUUUACAAAUACAUCCAAAAGAAGAGGAGGCUGAAAGAAAGCGCUGCUUGUAGACUUUUUGCGCAAUUGAUCAGCGGCGUGUAUUACAUGCACUCUAAGGGCUUGGUCCAUAGGGAUCUUAAGCUCGAGAAUCUGCUUUUGGAUAAAAACGAGAACCUCCUGAUAACAGAUUUUGGUUUUGUCAAUGAGUUCUUACCAGAAAACGAGCUCAUGAAGACGUCGUGUGGCUCGCCAUGCUAUGCGGCACCCGAGUUGGUGGUCACAGCUAGGCCCUACGAGGCCCGCAAGGCAGACAUAUGGUCAUGUGGAGUUAUCAUGUACGCUAUGUUAGCUGGUUAUCUUCCCUGGGACGACGAUCCCGAAAACCCCGACGGUGAUGACAUUGGCAAACUUUACCGCUACAUCACUAGGACGCCGCUUAAGUUUCCCGAUUACAUUGCCCCUGUACCAAGAGAUCUGUUACGAGCAAUACUCGUUGCUGACCCCAAGAAAAGAAUAACAAUCGCACAGACUUUGCAUCAUCAGUGGCUUCAACCGCAUCUUCCAUUUUUGAGUGUCAUGCCUGAAGAAUGGGACCACGUUUCCAAGAACCAGGAGCUCCUGAGGCAGCCUCCUCAAAAGGGCGAAGCCGUCAACUCAGCGAGGCCGCGUUCCAACUGCUCUGUGUCUUCGACAAACUCAAAGGGAGAAAAACGCAAUUCGUUGAUCAUGGAUUCCUCGUUGUAUUCACAGCCAGUACCACCGCAGCAAUCUCAAUCACACGCGGUCGCAAUGCCAUCCUCUCCAUCUCCUAGGUUGCGCCAAUCCCCCGUAAAGAGUAAUAAUCGCCACAGUCGUAGUAAUUCGGCAGCAUCCAUUGCAUUACAAGCUGUUGUAGAUGCAGAGCGGGAAUACCACGCUACACAUCCCCCAUUCACAAGCUCUGCGUCCACAUCAGCGCUCCAAUUCGAAGUAUCUCCACACAGCACAUCCCCUAGACUGUACACGUUUUCACCAACAAAGGCUAAUCAGAACACAGUAACAUCUUUGCGGGACAGUGUCAUAAUAGAAACCAGUCCUCAAAAGGGCUCUGGCGCAUUUUUGAUUGCAUCUUCUUUAAAGGAAUCGCCAAACGGUACAGGAUUACCGGAGGCAUCUAGCGUUCCAACCACAUCUGGCUUCAAGGCCCCGCUUGCAGUGAAGGCUCAAGUGCCUCAUCAUGGCACUCACAACUUGGCUCUACACCGCAGACCGCGUCCAACAUCGUAUCACCCAGCAUCUUGUUCAACCUUUGGCGAUACUAGCCAGGCACCAACCUCGCAACCCGCUGUCAGCGGAGAAGCUACCACAGGGCAUACGCAAGCUAAUAUCGGCAAAAGCACAUCACAAGGAAUUAUGCAUCGAGACUCUUUCAGCAUGAAUAAACCUUUCGUAGACAUGCAAAUAGUGGCAGGAGACCUAAUCAAAUCGGGGGGCGAUGGUGACACUGUGGCCAAGAAAAUACACGACCAGGUGGAGGACGCGGAUCAUAGAGUUGAUCUUUCGAGACAGAGAAGACAAAGCCAGCGAUACAGUGUUGUCUAUGACAAGCUUUUUGGAGUUGCUCAACAAUCGGAAGACAAUGCCGUAGAGGACGCCGGGCCGGGAGGAAGUACGGUUGAGCGCGGUGCGUCAGGCACAUCAGUUAAGCGUGACAAGAAGAGAUUUAGUAUAAUGUCAAUUUACAGCCCGUCAAGGUCCAGCGUUGAUAGCGGAAGCCCCAAGAACGAGGAUAAGCAUAAAAGAACAGGCAGUGAGAACAAUCCGAGCGGAAGCUCCAAAAGGACACCGUCAAGGCAGGAGUCAUUAGUCAACGAUCAAGCAGACACAUCGCGGAAAAGCUCCGCGGCCAAAAAGCCGGAGCCAACGAAGCAAGCUUCGACGUUGAAGGAAGUCAAGGCAGACGCAUCGCGGAAGACUUCGAACCCGAUAAGCAAACAGGAGUCGUUGGGGCAGAGCUCAGUACAUGGAGAUGGCAAGGCGGAGGCUAGAGCGGAACCCGAGGCGAAUAAGAAGAACCCAACGGUUCAGCGGAGUGCGUCAUUGAAGAAGGCCGCGAAGCCGACCCAAACCCGAAAGAAAGUGAACCGCAGUUCAGUGAUGGUGUCGUCCGUGGCGGCCGGCAGCACUGAGAACGCGCGCCCCCGCGAACAAUCUACUGCCAAGCGGGUUAUCGACUUUUUCAAGAGAAGAAGCAUGCGGUUGUAA
This is a messenger RNA of Lachancea thermotolerans CBS 6340, 2619 nucleotides long. Its product is annotated as KLTH0D10714p. Bases 1 to 2619 code for a protein of 872 amino acids. The transcript has a single exon. Gene Ontology annotation, biological process: protein phosphorylation; intracellular signal transduction. Gene Ontology annotation, molecular function: protein serine/threonine kinase activity; ATP binding. Lineage: Eukaryota; Fungi; Ascomycota; Saccharomycetes; Saccharomycetales; Saccharomycetaceae. Gene Ontology annotation, cellular component: cell cortex. The record is from RefSeq and is a predicted model, not a curated record.